This is a messenger RNA of Photinus pyralis (common eastern firefly), 849 nucleotides long. RefSeq names its product U8-agatoxin-Ao1a-like. Gene Ontology annotation, molecular function: ion channel inhibitor activity. Lineage: Eukaryota; Metazoa; Arthropoda; Insecta; Coleoptera; Lampyridae. Gene Ontology annotation, cellular component: extracellular region. The record is from RefSeq and is a predicted model, not a curated record.
ACGAUGAACUACCCUUAGAAGAUGAUUACUCGGAAAAUGCUAUAGAUCAUAUGUUUCAGUCAGCACAAAAACGGGCGUGCAUAAGAAGAGGAGGGAACUGCGAUCACCGACCCAACGACUGCUGCUACAACAGCUCUUGCAGAUGCAACCUAUGGGGAGCCAACUGCAGGUGUCAAAGGAUGGGAUUAUUUCAGAAAUGGGGCUAAGCAACAAGUCCCCCUUGUCCUUAAAAAAGUUGAUGCACCCCUUUUAACAUGAAUAUGUUGUUUUCGUGAUUAGUUUAAGUGUUAAAUUGGUGCAUCAAUUUUUUGGACGAAUGACCAUGGCGUGCAUAACGGCAAAUGCGAUAUCAUUUCUUUACUAUUUAAAAAUGUCACAAGCAAGUUAUUAAUUACGCUUUCGUUAGUUCGUUUCAUGUGUUAAUCUAAUUAUUUCUCAAAUCUGUCAUCGAAGCUGCAAGACAACGUAUGUUAAGGAAAAAAUGUUUUAUGUACAGAUCGUUAAUACCAUACGGAAAGACUAUGUUGUCCUCGAAAUCCGAUCGAGGACGAUUAAAGUUUCCCAAAUUUACUUCUGCAUCUCAGCUGCUUUCUCAUUAGGGAUUAAUCCAGCCACAUCUCUAAUAAGAAUGCAUGACUGACUAUAUAAAUAAAAAAAAAUCCUAUAUAACUACUACGUGAUUGUAAAUGUAUGUAUAGAUGUACUAUCAAUAUUAAUUAUAUUGCACACCUUAGCAUAUUUUCAUAUUUGCUAAUCUGUGUCAAAUGCAGAAAUGUAUAUCAAACUGUUUCUAUGUGAAAAGGGUACAACAUUAAAAUUGUUCAGUCAAUACAAAAUAUAUCAAUUGGC